Messenger RNA from Rhizoctonia solani, 735 nucleotides. RefSeq names its product haloacid dehalogenase (HAD) hydrolase superfamily. The record is from RefSeq and is a predicted model, not a curated record. Lineage: Eukaryota; Fungi; Basidiomycota; Agaricomycetes; Cantharellales; Ceratobasidiaceae. Gene Ontology annotation, molecular function: hydrolase activity, acting on halide bonds, in C-halide compounds. Bases 1 to 735 code for a protein of 244 amino acids. The transcript is spliced from 4 exons.
AUGACAUCUUCACUCACUGGUGUCAAGGCGCUCGUAUUCGACGUUUUUGGAACAGUAUUCGAUUGGCAUACGAACGUUACAAAGAUUCUUGCCGCCCACGCACGUCCAGAAUCAACCUUAACCGGUGCGCAGUGGGCCCUGUUUGCUCACAAGUGGCGCCAAGGGAUCUUUAUCUAUCGUCGCGCAGCUGUCGAACGUGGGAAAUACUUUAGUCCGGAAACAAUCUACCUGCGGACUCUUGAAGAACUGGUGAGAACAGAAGAUGUCAAUGAAGGGUGGGACGAAGCAACAAUGAAGGUUAUUUCCGAAGCAUGGAAAGCACAGACCCCAUGGGAGGACACCCCGAUAGGAAUGAAAUCACUCAAGACUAAGUUCAUUGUCGUAGCCUUAUCUAAUGGCUCAGCAAAAGACUUGAUCACUAUGAAUCGUGCUUCUGGGGUCACCUGGGAUUACAUCUUGACCUCUGAUAUCAUUAACGCAAUCAAGCCAUCCCCAGAGGCCUACAAAGCUGCCAUCCGCCUUCUUGGACUGAAACCGGAAGAAAUUGCAAUGGUCGCUGCUCAUGAAUACGAUCUAGAAGCAGCCAAAUCUCACGGGAUGAAAACGGUUUAUAUCGAUCGCGACACCGAGGAUACUAUGAUAGACAAGAGUACCCUAAAAGGUCGGUUUGACCUGUUUAUUGAAAGUGGGGGGCUCCAGCAGCUUGCAAAAAAACUGGAGAGUCAGCCUGAAUAA